AUGAUAACAGCGGCACAAGAUCAGGCCUUAAGAACCAGAUUUGUUCAAGGAACGAUAGAUGGAAAUUCCAUAUCGCCCAUUUGUAGGAAGUGCAAUACAAAGAAUGAGACCAAAAACCACAUAGCAAGCGAAUGUCCGGCACUUGCAGAGAACCAGUACAAAAAGAGGCAUGAUUCAGAGGCAAAAGCCCUCCACUGGAGCAAUAAGUGGUAUGAUCACCAACCUAAAAGAGUGAUAGAAAACGAGCAGGCAAAGAUCCUCCGGGACUAUGGAAUAAGAACAGAUAGCGUGAUACGUGUAAAUAGACCAGGUGUGACAUUGAUUGACAAAAUCAAGACUAAAGUACCACUGAUUGAUGUCGCAAUACCAGGGGACACCAGAGUUGAAGAGAAAGAAUGGGAAAAAAUGGAUAAAUAUUAA
Molecule: messenger RNA, 420 nt
Organism: Macrobrachium nipponense
Lineage: Eukaryota; Metazoa; Arthropoda; Malacostraca; Decapoda; Palaemonidae
Exons: 1
Coding region: 1-420 (139 amino acids)
Source: RefSeq, a predicted model, not a curated record